CACCGCCCCCACUUUCACCUGGAACCUAACGAAUUUUCUGUUCCUCCCUCGACUUCCAGUUCCACUGUAGAUAGAGGCAAAUCUUGCUCAGCUCCACCGUCACUUUGGCGCCAUUGAAGACCCAUCUCUUCUCUGUCCACUGAUCAGAGAUACUGGAUGAUAAGUUUGGCAUCGAGACGGUCACGAGAUUGACUGAAGAUAGAAGACUAGAAGCAGAGUUGUCAUGUGGACUUCUCUGACCAGCAACAGCUUUCGCAUUUUGCGCUACUGCUAUAUCUUUUGUCCGCACUUCCCAGCGAAGCCUACUACCUCCCUCAUUAGACGUCGUGGGCUAGGUCUCAUGGAUGUCCCAAACAACCCUAGCAACCAUGGAAAGAGCUCAUCUUUCUCUGCGUUUGCUCAUUCCACAAGAAGUGGUGGUAGAGGAAGAGGUGGAGAUUUGAAAAGUGACCGUGAAAGAUCAAGAGGCCAUGGUGGUGCUUCUGGCAAAGAUAGGAUCGAUGCUCUUGGGAGACUCUUGACACGCAUUUUGCGCCAUAUGGCCACUGAGCUGAACUUGAAUAUGAGGAGUGAUGGGUAUGUCAAAGUUCAAGAAUUACUCCAGCUGAACAUUAAAACAUUCGCCAAUGUUCCAUUGAGGGCACACACUGUUGAUGAGAUUAAGGAGGCUGUUAGGAGGGAUAAUAAACAGCGGUUCAGUCUUCUUGAGGAAGCUGGAGAGCUUCUGAUACGUGCAAAUCAAGGACAUACAGUUAAGGCAGUUGAAACAGAAAACUUACUUAAGCCAAUCCUCUCAGCUGAAGAAGUUCCAGUGUGUGUCCAUGGAACUUAUAAGAAGAACCUAAAAUUGAUACUGGAGACUGGUUUAAACCGCAUGCAGAGAUUGCACGUGCACUUCUCGAGAGGCUUGCCCACAGAUGGGGAAGUAAUAAGUGGUCAGAUUUCGAUCUAUUUGUUUAAACAGCAUGAGACGGGAUGUCAACGUCCUGAUCUUCCUUGGCGUGAGAAAAGCACUUGAAGAUGGAAUGAAACUUUACGUCUCAGACAAUCAGGUCAUAUUGACAGAAGGUUUCGAAGGAGUAGUGCCGGUGAAGUACUUCGAGAAGAUACUGUCUUGGCCCGAUAAACAAGUUAUUCCUUUCUGAAAUUUUGAUAUUUAACUGUCAACUGUGACGCUUUGCGCUUCUUUCCCACUGACUUAAAAGUGGGGAAGGAUUCCGCAAAGAGGAUGGCAUCUCAUCGCCACGCUUGAAGAUGUGGAGCUUUGUACAGAAAGAGAGAUUGUGGAGAUGCCGGUCCGUCUCUUGAAAUGUUUCUAAUGGACCCAUCAAAUGCCCGAGGAUACGUAAUAUAUAGAUUUUGUACUGCUUUUAUCUUUCAAAUAGAGUAGAACAUGCUACGCAGAGAUGCCUGCUUCCAGCAUCUUUUGGUAGAUGCCACUAUGAAAGGUUUCUCUUUCUGUAAUUGGUGGGUUAAGCUGAAAAGAAAUCAUUCUUUAACCGAUCGAAA
Molecule: messenger RNA, 1509 nt
Organism: Punica granatum (pomegranate)
Lineage: Eukaryota; Viridiplantae; Streptophyta; Magnoliopsida; Myrtales; Lythraceae
Source: RefSeq, a predicted model, not a curated record